Messenger RNA from Dioszegia hungarica, 3864 nucleotides. RefSeq lists its product as uncharacterized. Gene Ontology annotation, cellular component: membrane. The record is from RefSeq and is a predicted model, not a curated record. The transcript is spliced from 2 exons. NCBI's taxonomy places the organism in Eukaryota, Fungi, Basidiomycota, Tremellomycetes, Tremellales, Bulleribasidiaceae. The coding region runs from base 1 to 3864 and encodes 1287 amino acids. Gene Ontology annotation, molecular function: calcium ion binding.
AUGCUCUUCUUCCUCCCCCUUUUUGCCCUCCUCCCUGCCAUUUUGGCGGAUACCGUCUCCCUCGCCCUUCCCCUAGCGGCCCAGAACCCAUCUGUCGCUCUCGCUGGCAAACCCUACUCCUUCAACGUCUCGCACGAGACCUUCACUACCGAUUCCUCGGUUCUCACCUACUCUACCGCCAAUCUCCCCUCUUGGCUCACAUUUGACUCGGCGAGCCUCUGCUUCUACGGUACGGCGCCUGCGCUCGAGACCGCCACGUCUGGCUUGACGCGGACGAUCCGCCUCACCGCCACCACGGCGGACGGACACGCCUCGUCGGACUCCUUCCCGCUCACCGUCGAGUCGAGCCAGGGGGUCACUCUCCUCAAUCCCCUUGGCGAUCAGUUCAAGGCUGGCGAUCCGGCCAUCACCUCGGCGUACGGCCUCUAUCCCCUCUCGCCCCUCUUCCCGGGCAUCCGCGUCCCGCCAGGAUGGUCCUUCUCGGUCGGCUUCCUCCCGGUCUUCCAGGCGGUCAAUAAGCGUAAGGUGUACUACCUCGCUACCCAGCCUGAUGGCUCGGCUCUCCCGGAGUGGCUGCAUUUCAACAACAACACCAUUACCUUUGACGGGAUCACCCCGUCACCGGCCGCACUAGAACGCAAGGGGUCAGACGGGGUGUUCAAAGUCCGGCUCUGGGGAUCGGACGUCCGCGGGAUCAUGGACCAGUACCAGGACUUUACGAUCCGCGUCGCCACCAAGACGAUCGAGCAGGUCCGGCCGCUUGCUAUGAACCUCACGGCGGGGUACCCCCUCACGGAGCCCAUCGACCUCUUCUCGGCGUUCCGGAUCUCGGGCCGCCAGCUCGCUCGGUCGGAUCUCGCCGCUUUUGAUGUCGACGGUACGGCGUACAGCAUCAACCUGGACAACAGUACCAUCUCGGGCUCCCCUCCUGCAGGGUACGGCGGACGCGUCGAGACCAUCUACAUGUCGAUGAUGAGCCAGGACGGGGACGCCAUCAACACCACAUUGAGCGUCACGUACUUUGGCGCAUUCUUUACCGGCGACAAGCUCGGUCCCGUCCAUGUCGUUCCUGGCGAUCGGAUCAACAUCCCCAUCACCCGAUUCCUCGCCAAUCGGACGUCCUCGUACGACGUCAACGCGACGUUCGAGCCAGCGCAGGCGUCGAGCUGGGUCUCACUUGACGAGACGCAGAUGGCGAUCACUGGCGAUGUCCCGUCCGACUCGGGCAUCCAGAACGUCACGGUCCACCUGACCGCGCUGGACAAGGAGCACGGAACCAAGUCGUACGCCGCGCUCGUCCUCAACAUGUCGGACAAGGAGGAAGCGACCGUGGCCGAGGGGAAGAGCAAGGGAGGGCUAAGCGGGGCGGUGAUUGGCGGGAUCGUCGCGGCGGUACUGCUCAACGUGAUAUUGGCGCUGGUGUUCUUGUGGAUGUGGAUGAAGCGGAGACAGAGGCGGCAAGCGGGUGAAGCAGGGGAGAAGGCGGAGGGGUAUGAUGACGAUACCGACGUCAACCAGGACCCGGAGCGAUUUGCGGCGGGGCCAAUUUACCGCCCGGAGAGCUUUAUGGAGGUGCAGGAUGAGAAUGCGGUGGCGGAGGAGAAUGAGCGGGGACCGGGGGAGCCGACGAUGGUACCCUUGGCUGGCGAAAAGGCGGGCAAGAUGGGUCCAGGAUGGCACAAGCGUACUUCGACGGUGCCGACCACGGUCCUCAUGACGGCUCUCGCACACGACCUACAGCCGGCCUCACCCGGCUUCGCGCCUGGCACACCCAACAGCCAAAUCACUCGUCAGACCGACUCGCCCGGAUCUAUCGCUUCGGCCGCAUCCAAGGCUCGCAAGUUCCUCGCCAACCCCUUCAUCGCUACCAAAGUCCGUCAGGUCCCGGUCAUCUCCAACCCCAUUCUCCACCCUAGCUUCUCGAACGCCGCUUUCCAGGCUUCUCUGGCUGUCGCUGUCGAUGCCAAGGGGAUCGUCUCGCGCGGCGGAACCUUUGACGAGGAGGGAAUGGGCAGAGGCGCGCCCACCGCCACCACGACCAUCUCGGAGUUCACACCCAGCGGGACAUAUGUCGGCGACCAGACCUAUGGGGCCAGCACCGCCUUUACCAACGGCUACACCACCUCCGGCGGCGAGGGUGAGGGCGAGACGGACUUUGACCGCCCGACGUCCGAGUACACAGCCCGGUACACCACCACCGACGUCACCGGGAGCGAGGGCUUCGAGGUUGGCCGUGAUGCUGCGGAGAGCGGUCACGCCAGCGCCGCCGGCGAUUCCAGCGUGGUGGGUAAGCGAGGGAGCGGGGAGAGCGGAGAGGAGUGGAAGUCCAACAAGGAUAGCGACCGAGCCAGCUGGGAGAGCGGAGCGCCAUUCGUCUGGAACACUGAAGUCGGAGGCGGCGUUGGCACGGAGGCAGCUGAGGAGUCGGAGGAGGAUAAUGGGAUGGAGAGCAGGCGAGGCAGUACCCAGGCUGAGACGACCGAGUAUGGCUGGACUGAAGAAGGAGGCAUGACUGAGGAGACGUUCGACUCGGACCCGCCAGUCCAGCGGUCCGACUUCCGCCCUCGCUCAGACUCUUCGAGCGGCUCUCCAGGCGGCUCUCACCUGAGCUCGGGAUACGACGACCGCAACUCGAUGUCGGUCGAUCACGGUAGCUCGGUCCGCGGGACUAUCCGGCACGAGGUCGUCACUCCGUCUCACGAGACCGAGAUGGAGGCUGCGGAUUUUAGCAUCGACAAUAUCCACUUCCCAACCGAGUCGGAUAUCGCCCGUACUGAAGCCUCGUCGGACCCGUCCGAGCUCGACCCAUCUACCGCCGUCAUCGCUACCGCUUCUCGCAUCUCGGCUCGCCAUACCCUCGACUCGCCCAUCAGCGGUUGCGGGUCUGGAUUCGCCGACUCGCCCCAGUCGGACUAUACCGAGCGGAUGCCGCACUCGCCCGUCAGCCAGGCGCAGUCUCGGCUCGUCAAUCUCGGGAACCAGCGCAAGGUGGUUGUCAGGCCGUUGAGUGCUGGGCGGAGGGAGGAGAGUCAGACAGCCGUACUCGACUCGGAAUCGGAGAAUGGGACUCGGGUCAGUUACUACGAGUAUCCGGACGAGGAUGCGCUCGAAGGAGAAGCGGAUCCAUCCAGCCCCAGCGGUGGUAGUGGGGAGACUACACCCCAGGCUCGCCCCAGGCGUGUCAGCGUUAUCCGCUCGUCCGCCCACCCUGGAAACGACUCGGUCCCACCCUUGCCCACCGGAGUCUCCGUCGCCAGCAUGCGCUCCAACGCUAGCAGCAAGAAGGGCAAGCACCGUGCGCGCAACUCGUCGGUCUCGUCUCGCCAUAUCGACCGGUCUCGGUCGCCUACGCCGCCGAUGCCCGAGUCGUUCCCCUCCUUGCCGGCUCUCCCCACCGGCCGCUCGCUCGCAUCCGCCAAGUCAUUUAAAUCCGUCAUUGCCCCCAACUCCAACCGCUCAUCUACCAACACGAGCUCGUCUACCUCUUCCUCCCGGCUUCCCCCGCAGACCCGGGUGCUUCUUGGCGUCAAUGAGCCAUUCCAUUUUUACCCACCCCUCCUCCUCGCCUCACCUACCGGUCUGUCGUCCACGACCGCCUACACGCUGAACACGACCUACACCUCUUCCGACGGCAAGCCUUUGACGCCCGAAGGAGCGCGGUAUGAGGUGUAUGAGGAGAAGCGGGGGACUGGCGAUGUCAUCAGGCUCGAGUCUAUGCCCGAAUGGCUGCACUGGGAGGAUAUGGAGCUGUGGGGUGUGCCUGGACAGGAGGUCAAGGGCAGGUGGGAUGUACGGGUUGUCGAGAUCAAGGACGGGGCAGAGAGGGUCGUAGGCCGUUUCGCACUGGAGGUUGUUGGGCGGUAA